AUGGCCUCAUUACGAGGGCAGAAGGGCUUCUUCGGGUGGGGGAGGGCAGAGGCCGCGAUGGGGGGCUGGGAACCAAAGCGCAGGAAGAAUUUUGUACACAAGGGUGUUUACGCCGAAGCCUUCAAGACACAGAGGAUGUCCGACAAGGAGGAAAUGCCUUCAGAUGGGAGUUUAAAUGUGACACUGACGCUGAGGCUGCUGAUGCACGGAAAGGAAGUCGGCAGCAUAAUUGGGAAGAAAGGAGAAACGGUAAAGAAAAUGAGGGAGGAGAGUGGAGCUCGCAUCAACAUAUCAGAAGGAUCAUCUCCUGAGAGAAUAGUCACCAUCACAGGGCCCACCGAGGGAAUCUUCAGAGCCUUCUCCAUGAUUGCAGAGAGGUUUGAGGAGGACAUUACAGCAGCAAUGAUAAACAGCAACGUGACAAGCAAGCCACCUGUGACACUUCGUCUGGUUUUCCCGGGGAGCCAGUGUGGCUCACUGAUUGGCAAAGGAGGCUCAAAGAUCAAAGAGAUCAGAGAGACCACAGGCGCUCAGGUUCAGGUGGCGGGCGACAUGCUGCCGGACUCCACAGAGAGGGCUGUCACGAUCUCCGGCACUCCACAGGCCAUCACUCAGUGUGUGAGACACAUCUGCUCGGUAAUGCUGGAGUCUCCACCAAAAGGAGCAACCAUUCCCUACCGUCCCAAGGUCCUACCUGCUGGAGCCCAUGCAAUGAUGGCACCCCAACACCCAGCACAAGCCUUUGCAAUUCCCGGGCAGUACGCGUUCGCACAUCAAGAUUUGACCAAGCUUCACCAGUUGGCUAUGCAGCAUAUCCCCCUCCCUUCCCUUGGGCAGAGCAACCCUACCUUCCCUGGAAUGGAUGCUUCUGCCCCCACAAGUACACAAGAGCUGGCAAUACCUAAUGAUUUUAUUGGCUGCAUAAUUGGGAGACAGGGCAGCAAGAUCAAUGAGAUCCGCCAGGUCUCUGGAGCUCACAUCAAAAUUGCCAGCGCCACUGAUGGCUCAGCCAUGCGCCAAGUCACGAUCACAGGCUCGCCGGCCAGCAUCAGCGUGGCUCAGUACCUCAUCAACGCCAGCUUAGAGAUGGCUAAAUACACCAUGCAGGCCGCUUCCUCUGCGACCGGUGUUGACCUCAACAUGAGCCUCUCUCAGUCUGCCCCCACUGCCUCCACCGCUGCUUCUUCCAUGGCCGUCCUGGCGGCCGCCACCUCAGCCCCCACCAUUAACGUCCACUCUCCCUCCACCUUCUCAGCCAUUCAAAACCCGCACUAUGCCGUCCCCGUUUCCAGCCUGCUUGGCAUGAAAACUCUCCCUGUCCUGACUGUCCACCCGGCAGCCGCUUCCGGCCUAACACAGGGCUUGUCCCCUUACGCCGCGAAAAUGUCCGCCGCCGGAGUUAAAAAAUCUGAGCGGCAGAAGUUUGCUCCCUAUUGAUGCCAGCUUAGUCCAGUCUGUGUAGCUGACAGAUAAGGUGUUAUUAAAAGAUGGCAGAUAAGUUAAUAUGAACAUAUAGGCUUGGGAAUGGCUUACACCAGUGUGUAGGUUUCUCAGCGUGCCACGUCUUUUCCAUAAGCCAGAGGGAUAUUAAACGGACACUGAAAUGGAGAUAGUAUUAAAACAUGUCUUCAGUAAUUAAAAGAGGCUGAAGAAGUGCAUAUUGACUCAGUAUUAUCACAUGAACAUGCAUAACAAUUAACGAGGGGAACUCAGGCUUGUAUUAAUAUCCAGGGAGAAUAUAUUUUUCAAAUGAAUUCGUGUUCCAGAGCUUUAUAACACACUUACUCCAGUAGAUCCACGGUUCAUAUUUUGACUUAGUUUUCUAUCUGUGUAAGUUUUUUUUUCCUAUUACUUUUUUUUUCUUUUUAGAAAAUGCAAACUAGUAUUAUGAGGUGUGGUGCUUUGUCGGCAGCAGGCUGUGAAAAAUGUUUGUCAUGUACAAUAGAAGUCAGUGUGUGAAUUAAUUUUUUGGAAAGGACUGCUCCAGUCUUCUGUCAUGUGUCCUCCUUUUUCUUUCACUAUAGGCUCUCAUCAGUGUUAACUGGCUUGGGUGUUCUGUAGUAGCGUUGCACUGUUGCAGCUCUGAUGGGAUUAUCUUAAAGCCACAAUGGAUUCUGGUGGAUUUCACUCUACCCAGUAAUCCUGUAGAGCAGGACCGGCCUAACUCAAUUUACUGGUUCUGUACAUGAGCUUGCUUCCUUGUUUAUUCACCAGCCUAAACAAGUGGAGCACUUCAACUUUCAGCAUCUGAAAUGAGCACCGAUCAGUUUAUUUUUGCGGAAUGUUUUAUUCAUGUGUUUCUGAUGUAUGUUUACCCCACCCCCAAACAAUGCAAAUUUUUAAUAUUUGCAAGUGAAGUGACUGAAAUAAAUUGAACUUUUUAUGAACGUGUGAAGGUUGUCUUGUUCUUAUUUCAAUAAUUGACC
Messenger RNA from Menidia menidia (Atlantic silverside), 2426 nucleotides. Lineage: Eukaryota; Metazoa; Chordata; Actinopteri; Atheriniformes; Atherinopsidae. The record is from the annotation of a GenBank genome assembly.